Molecule: messenger RNA, 1767 nt
Organism: Orbicella faveolata
Lineage: Eukaryota; Metazoa; Cnidaria; Anthozoa; Scleractinia; Merulinidae
Biological process (GO): proteolysis
Molecular function (GO): cysteine-type peptidase activity
Source: RefSeq, a predicted model, not a curated record
ACCUGUAGAGUCCUGGAAAGCAAGUGAUCUUGACCAAGUCCUACUCACAGGAGACAAAGUACAUCUCAACCAGCUUUGCUACAUUGGAAAAUCCGCAAGCGGUGGACUUAAGUUAGCUCUUGAUGAACUUCCUAAAGACUUGCAAUGUUUCCGUUUUCAGUUUUUUACAGAGAGAGAAAUAGUAGGUGGGACAAUUGAUAAAAGGGACACUACCUCAGACGAUGAUGACUUCGCUAGAUUAGAGGACAUCUUUGAAAAAUGUCAAAAAGAGAAAGCAACUGGAUUAUUGUUACGAAUUUUAGACUACACUAUUGCCUGUGCACCAAGCUAUUCCACAUGGCAUGUAAUAGAUUCUCAUGCAAGAAAUUCGAGAGGAAUGGUAGAUGAAAAGGGGUCUUCAGUGGUGCUUAAAUUCGACAACUUCAAUGCCCUUAUCUAUUACAUAAGAUCCUUCGUUGAGGCUGCAACCUCUCAAAGAAGUCUCACCAUAGAUGAUCUAACAUUUGAAGCACUCGUCUUGAACAUCAAAGAACGAAAGUCAGCAGAAAGUGACGAUGUCCUCAUUCUUCCUGUGUCCAGUCUGUUAUCGUAUCAAACCAGCUUUGGAAGUGUAGAUGUGCACAGUUGCUUUACAGUGUGCCUCGAGAAAGACCAAGAAAUGAAUGAUGACGUUCUGGAUUUUUAUUUGCUCCACGCCGCUGAAAAUCAGCUACAUUGCGAUUUAAAGAAGAUGUUAUAUCUAUAUAAUUCCUGUUUCUAUAAGAAAUUAUCGCAAUUCAACCCACAGGCGUUAAUGAAAUGGACAAAAAAUACAGACAUUUUCUCCAAGAAGUAUCUAGUAAUUCCCGUGUGUAAUAGUCGCCAUUGGAUUUUGGUAAUCGUCAGGAUAGAUUCCAGCAUCAGGCUGAUGAUACUCGAUUCCCUACACAAGGAGCAAAAAACUGUUGAACGUAGGAUAGUUAGAUACCUUAAAGACGUGUGGUCAGCUAGACCACCACAAGGUGGAAAAAAGACCCUGGAGGUGGAAGAGGUCAGCUAUCCUACAGUCCCUCAACAGCCAAACGACAAAGACUGUGGUUUAUACGUAAUGAAAUGUUUCGAACAGUUCUUGGAAUUUGUCAACAGAGACUUGCAGUGGUCUACAUGGAAGCCAAACUUCUCCCACCGAGACAUUCUCUCCCUCCGUAAGAUAGUUAAAAAUACUAUUAUGGAUGAAGUAUCCAGUAAGUGAAAAAGAGUUUGAAUAAUUAAGCAAUAGACCACACUCUAUUUAAACAAUAGAAUGUUCCUGUAGUUGCCCGAGAAGCGAAGAAAGUGUGAAGGUCGAAGGGUAUUUGUGAUUUUUUACGUGGCAGCGAUAAGCAGCAAGUUGUAGUAUUAUUUAUACGAAACUACUGGGGCCUUUGAUUUGACGGACCAAAUCUGCCUAAACUAAGAAUCAUAAGUUACUGUUUUCAGUUAGAUUUCGUAACGACUUUAAAUUAAGAAAUGUGCGUAUAUGUUCUGUUCUUAUUAAUUCCUAGAAGACAAAAGUUGAGUUGUUUUGUAGGCACUUUGCGGUAACUGGUAUAUCUUUUAGAGUGAUAACUUGCAUCACUACAACUUUAAGGGCCCAUUAACUUAUCUUUUUAAGCCGUUGCUGAGGAAAAUUUAUUUUCUUAUAACCUUGUCAUUUGUACAUAGUUCAGGGUUAUUUCAUGUACUUUAUCUUAACCAUCAUCAGUUACACAAGUGUUGAAGUCAUCAGGCCACGCGCAUGGUCAUGUG